AUGAUUGUGUUCCUCGGUGCAUUCUAUCUCACAUCGCGGAACCGUGGAGAGAUCAACUACCUCGCCGUAUUUGGUGGCGUAGCAGCGCAGUUUAUCCUUGGUCUACUGGUUUUAAAGACAAAGGUCGGGUACGAUGUCUUUGACUUUAUUGGAGAGAUGGCCAAGAAGCUGCUGGGAUACUCGGCAGAAGGUACCGUCUUCUUGACAAGCAAGUCGGUCUUGUCGGCGGGCUGGUUCUUGGUCGCCGUCGCGCCCGCAGUCAUCUUCUUCGUGGCCUUUGUACAGCUCCUGCAGUACUGGGGCUGGAUUGGUUGGCUGGUCGGUCAUUUUGCCACGGUAUUUACCUACCUGCUUGGCAUCUCGGGAGUAGAAGCUGUCGUGGCAGCCGCUUCGCCUUUUAUCGGCCAAGGCGAGUCUGCCGUCCUGAUCCGCCAAUUUAUGCCGCGCCUGACGGACGCCGAGCUCCACCAGAUCAUGACCUCUGGAUUCGCCACAAUUGCCGGCAGCGUCAUGUCAGCCUACAUGCAGAUGGGCAUCAGUCCUGUGGCUAUUGUGUCGUCCUGCGUCAUGAGCAUCCCCGCAUCGAUUGCACUGUCAAAGCUACGCUAUCCGGAGACGGAAGAGCCUGUCACACGGGGACAGGCACCGUCGCGAAAUGAGACACACGACGAACAAGUACAGGUCAAUAUGGAGGAAGGACACCCAGAGUUCCGUCAACGGGAGGGCUCUUAUGCAGGGGAGCAGGUUGUCGAGGAAGAGCGGACCUACAAUUCACUGCAUGCUGUCGGCCGUGGUUCUUGGCUGGGACUCAAAAUCGCGGGCAUGAUCGUUGCCAGUGUGCUCUGCAUUAUGGCACUGAUCGGUCUUGCCGAUGGUCUGCUCGGCUGGUGGGGAAGCUACGUCAACGUUCCACAGCUGAGCAUCCAGCUAAUCUUGGGCUACGUGCUGUAUCCUGUGGCAUUCCUGCUCGGUGUUGACCGCAACAACGAUGGCGGCAGCGACCUGCGCAAAGUCGCCGAGUUGCUGGGCAUCAAGAUUGUGGCCAACGAGUUUGUCGCCUACGGCGACCUGACGUCGGACCCGCAGUACAGCACGCUGUCGUUGCGAUCGCGCAUCAUCGCCAUGUAUGCGCUGUGUGGCUUUGGCAACUUCAGCGCUGUGGGCAUCCAGAUUGGUGCCUUGACGCAGCUUGCACCGAGUCGAUCUGGCGAUGUGGCACGUGUAGCCCUAUCAGCGCUUAUCACGGGCAUCGUCGCCACCCUGACCAGCGCCAACAUUGCGGGCAUGCUCAUGGAUGGCAGGGGUGUGUGA
Messenger RNA from Sporothrix brasiliensis 5110, 1311 nucleotides. Its product is annotated as concentrative nucleoside transporter, CNT family. The record is from RefSeq and is a predicted model, not a curated record. NCBI's taxonomy places the organism in Eukaryota, Fungi, Ascomycota, Sordariomycetes, Ophiostomatales, Ophiostomataceae. Gene Ontology annotation, cellular component: membrane. The coding region runs from base 1 to 1311 and encodes 436 amino acids. The transcript has a single exon. Gene Ontology annotation, biological process: nucleoside transmembrane transport. Gene Ontology annotation, molecular function: nucleoside transmembrane transporter activity; symporter activity.